Anguilla rostrata (American eel) is the source of this 3297-nucleotide messenger RNA. RefSeq names its product glucosaminyl (N-acetyl) transferase 3, mucin type (gene gcnt3). The transcript is spliced from 3 exons. The record is from RefSeq and is a predicted model, not a curated record. Bases 1158 to 2276 code for a protein of 372 amino acids. Gene Ontology annotation, molecular function: acetylglucosaminyltransferase activity. Lineage: Eukaryota; Metazoa; Chordata; Actinopteri; Anguilliformes; Anguillidae. Gene Ontology annotation, cellular component: membrane.
CUUGUGAUGACUGCGCUCAGAGCAUAAAGCUGGGCGUUCAGCGCUGCGCAGAUAAGGUUGCUUUCCAAUGGUCAUAUAACCGAGUUCCCACACCACGCUGCCACGUAUAUUUAUUUUGUAUAUUUCCAGACCACCAUUUUAAGUGCCCGUAUGAGUUUAGGCUGGAUAAAGCGGAGAAAUUUGAGUACACUAAUUGGACCUAUGUCAGAACCCUGUGUUCCAAAGUGCGCCGUUUUUAAAAACGGUACUCUCUCGUACCUGGCUUCGCUUCCAACAGGACAUGCUCCCCACAGGCGAGUGUUUUGCUGCACACUAUCAAAUGGCUUCUCGCUGUAACUGACAAGAGUUUUGCAUUUCGCCAGGUUUUCCCUGACCCAGGAGCCCCUCUGGCAGAACGAGUGCAGCUGGCCCUCUCUCCUCUCACAUUUGCAUUCUGUGGUUUGAAAACGGCCGUAGAAUUAACUAAAAGAUUAGACCAACGUAAUGGCCGCAUCACUCACAGGCUUGUUUUAUUUGCCAGGCUGCCAUUUAUGAGUUCAUGAGCUCAUCUUUGCUUUGUUGGACUGCACCAGAGGACAUCGUCCAGGUGCGUUUGUGCAGUAGACUAGUUGAAAUGCUAGUUUGAUUCUGCUCAUUAAUGAGUAAACGGUGUGGGGAUGACAGUGGUGUGCUAAACAGAAGUUGGGUAAUUACUGUCACGACGACAAUAUGGAGUUUAGUAUUGCAUUCCACUGCUUGGUCUGCACCAGCAUACGGUUUGGCUGUUCUGGUAACGAUGCAACUAAGCACAGUACAAAUACACUUUGCUGUGCCGUUUGUAGGGAUUGUGCCAACAGUAACACCCAAUUUUUUUCUCUGAGGGGUAUAAGGUGUAAAAGAGCGAUUAAAAAAUAGAUGAUAAAAAUACACUGGGUCAGUUAGAUAGCUUAGUUGUGCAACAUGCCAAAAAGAUAAGGAGCACUGCUAGUGUACUUGGGCAUCAGUAAACUGACCAUAUUUUAUGUACUCAAAUAGCUGUGUGUGCUUUGGAGCAUGGAUCCAACGGUCUAGUUCCUGGAAACAGCUGCGCUGGUGACGAGCAGGAUCCCAGACCCACUCACCUUCUCGGGGAGGACCGAGCCAGUCUACUGGCCUGCUCGGCCAUCAUCAGAGGGGACAUGGAAGGCGCCGAGGAGGCGGACCUUGUUAGGCUGCUGGCCUCUAGGAAGAAGAGCAGGCUUCUGUCCGAGGCUUUCUUCCUGAACGCUACGCGGGACUGCAAGGCUUACGUGAGGGAGAGGAAAUUCCUCACCUCGACUCCGAGCGCGGAGGAGAUGGAGUUCCCCAUCGCGUACUCCAUGGUGGUCCACGAGAAAAUCGAGAUGUUCGAGAGGCUCCUGCGGGCUAUAUACGUGCCCCACAACGUGUACUGCGUGCACGUGGACCGCAAGUCCCCAGAGGCCUUCAGGCUUGCCGUCCAGGGCAUCGUCUCCUGCCUGCCCAACGUGUUUGUGGCCAGCAGGCUGGAGAGCGUGAUAUACGCGUCCUGGUCCCGGGUGCAAGCGGACCUCAACUGCAUGGAGGACCUCAUGAAGUCGCCGGUCCGGUGGAGGUACCUGCUCAACACCUGCGGCACCGACUUCCCCAUCAAAACGAACGCGGAGAUCGUGCGAGCUCUCAAACAGCUCAACGGCAGGAACAGCAUGGAGUCCGAAGAGACGAACAACUACAAGAAAGGCCGCUGGAUGUACCGCCACAACGUGACGCACGCCGUGAUCAGGACAAACCUGAAGAAGGAUCCUCCCCCCAUCAGCACCCCUAUGUUCUCUGGGAACGCCUACUUCGUGGUCACCCGGGAGUUUGUGAGGCACCUGUCUGAAAGCCAGGAGGUGCGGUCCCUCAUCGAGUGGGAGAAGGAUACCUACAGCCCCGACGAACACCUGUGGGCCACCCUGCAGAGAAUGCCCUCCGUCCCCGGCUCCUAUCCCCCCAACAGCAAGUACCAGCAGUCGGACAUGGAGGCCAUCGCCCGCCUGGUGAAGUGGAGCUACCUGGAAGGGGACGUGAGGAAGGGUGCGCCCUACCCGCCCUGCACCGGGACUCACCGAAGAGCCGUGUGCGUCUACGGCACCGGGGACCUCCACUGGAUGCUCAGCCAGCAUCACCUUUUCGCCAACAAGUUUGACCCCGAAGUGGACGACCUUGCUAUCAGGUGCCUGGAAGCGCACCUCCGUUACAAAGUGGUUUAUGGGGAAUCAUUAACUGCAGUGGUGCACAGGGAUUUUCCAGAAAGAUAAGCAGGUAGAGGAAAUACACCGUGCAGACAUUCAGGUGUGAGUCCCAACAGACAUCCGCAAAGGGACAGGUGUGACUUUACACCAGCUCUACACAAAUGCAACACGAUCUGUGGGUCUGCUGACCUACAAAAUAAAUUCAAAUCACAACCAUAAAAAUAUAUUACUCUGACCUUUUAUCGCUUAUUUGAAUAUAUGUACACAUUUAAAUGUAAAGAGGAACAUGCAUCAACCAUUCGUAACAGAGUGCCUUAAAUAUCCGCAAGAUACAAUGUUAACUAUGACGAAACCUAAGUUUGGCUUGAUACAUAAAAAGGUUAUAAAAAUGUAACGGCGUGUUGUGAUAUAGACCACAGAUCAAGUGUUUUGCAGACUAACACAGCAGUGAUAGGAUUUCCGACGUAACAGAUGCCCAUGACUCGGACGUGAAAGGCACUUGAUUGUUCCAGUGCUGAAACAGUUACAAAGACCGGCAGGCUGAGGACACGAAGACCGUAAAACUACGGCCCGCUGUAGAUCGGCGUCCUUCCAUCUCGUCCUUCUCCCGAACGGCGCCCCCUGCUGGCGCCCGCGCCUCACUGCGGAGCGGCCGCGCUGGCGGUCUCCGCCUUCCCGUGCAUGUCCCGGUCGAUCCUGAGGGGAACAAACGCUCGUCAGCUCGUGGGUCCAGGCACGCUCAGACCCACCCUAGCGUCCUACUGUAACGCUUUACUGUGAGUGUGUGAUGCGUCGAUAGAACUGGGGGAUUAUGGGUGCAUUCAGCAGUGUAUCCCUGUCGCUCCUCUGGUUGACUGCAGUCGGCCUAUAUUUAGCUGCACGUGACAUUUACUUGUCCACAGCUGAAAGCCUGUGCAGCUGAGCUGAUGGACGGCACAGUAAAAUGAAGUGGAGACUGACAGCCUGUGCCUCAGGGCAGUGGAACCAGGCAUGGCACUUUCCCACUGCUUCAGCAUUGGGCCCGCUAACAAAAAUGAGCUUCUAUAAAAAAAUAAAAAAAAAGUUUUUCAUUUUGCAUUGGAACUGA